Molecule: messenger RNA, 1776 nt
Organism: Mucor velutinosus
Lineage: Eukaryota; Fungi; Mucoromycota; Mucoromycetes; Mucorales; Mucoraceae
Gene: CDC45
Product: DNA replication initiation factor cdc45
Exons: 8
Coding region: 1-1776 (591 amino acids)
Biological process (GO): dephosphorylation
Cellular component (GO): fungal-type vacuole membrane
Molecular function (GO): alkaline phosphatase activity
Source: RefSeq, a predicted model, not a curated record
AUGAGUGAGCCACUUUUGAAUUCGAACCAAACAGCUCGAUCUUCUGCCGAAGAAGAGCAGGAUUAUAGCGAGGAUAUAUCUUUAGAUAACAGCUGGGUUCCUAAUGAAAAAAGACCCUCUUGCAUGCGUCGAUAUCGCAAAUGGAUUAUUACUGGCUGCACUGCGACUGUAUUAUCAGUCAUUGGUAUAGCCAUUUCAAUGAGUUUUAAUGGAAAUUCCACCGAGGAUGCGAUCGAGGAGGGAACUAAUAAAGAUUCCUCUCGAUCAUGGGUCUACAACCAACAGCCAACAAGAUUCUUUAGCUCAUCAUCUUCACAAAAACCAAAGAAUGUAAUCAUGAUGAUUAGCGAUGGACUCGGACCAGCUUCAGUCUCAUUUGCCCGAACUUAUUAUCAAUACACACAAAAUCAGCCCUAUGACUACGAGAUGCCUCUGGAUAAAAUCCAUGUUGGACAGUCCAGAACCAGAAGCUCAUCUACCCUCGUUACUGAUAGUGCUGCCGGUGCUACAGCAUUCAGCUGUAAUAUGAAGACUUACAACGGUGCAGUUGGAGUGGGCCCCAAAAAGAAUCCUUGUGGAACUAUACUUGAAUCUGCCAAGCAUGCACAAGGAAUGUUGACCGGAUUGGUUGCAACAUCUCGUAUUACUCAUGCUACACCCGCUUCUUUCUCGGCUCAUGUGCAAGACAGAGAUAACGAAAAUGCGAUUGCAAAACAACAAAUAGGCGAUAACCCACUAGGAAGGAGCGUCGAUUUGAUGUUUGGCGGUGGAUAUUGUCACUUCCUACCAAAAUCAGAGAAGGGCGGAUGCAGGUCUGAUUCCCGACAUCUAUUGGAUGAAGCAACAAGCAAAUAUAACUGGACUACGGUCAUGUACAAUAGUAAAAAGGCAUUCGAGGCCUUGCCAUCUGAUGAAAGCAUAUUGCCUGCCAUCAGCCUAUUCUCAUCCGAUCACAUGGAAUAUGAAAUUGACAGAGAUUCUCAAACUCAACCCAGUUUGACAGAAAUGUCAAAAAAGGCCUUAGAUGUUCUGUACAAAGCAACUGAAAAAAAGGAGAAAGGCUUCUUUUUGAUGAUUGAAGGCAGUAGAAUUGAUAUGGCGGCCCACUCGAAUGAUGCUGCAACGCAUGUGCACGAGAUCUUGGAGUAUCAGAACACAAUCGAACUCGUCAAGAAAUAUGUAGAUGAACACCCAGACACAAUCAUGAUUUCCACCAGCGAUCACGAAACUGGCGGUCUAUCACUAGCAAGACAAGUAGCCAAGACAUACCCCGAGUAUUUAUGGUAUCCAGAUGUAUUGACUAAAGUGAGGAGUUCGACCAUUAAACUCGAAGGCUUGAUCAAUCAACAGCCCGCCUUGACAAGGGAGUUCAUUGUGGAUACAGUGCUGAAAGAUCAUCUUGGCAUUACAGAUGCUACGGAAAAAGAGAUUAAACAGCUAAUGAAGAAGAGCAAUUUGGAUAAAUAUUUAGCAGAUAUGGUAUCCAUCCGAGCACAGCUAGGCUGGGCAACGCAUGGCCAUAGUGGUGUUGAUGUCAAUUUGUAUGCUUAUGGCAGCGGUUCUGAGUACCUGAUUGGAAGCCACGAGAACACACAAGUUGGCGAAUUCAUUACCAAGAUACUUGAUUUGAAUUUGACCGAAGUAACCACACGUCUUAAUCUCGAUAAGCCAUCAUUCCAUAUCAACAAUCUUACAGAAAAGGGCAAACUCGAAUACAAUGAGGAUCUCCAACAUUAUCACCAUGUACCAUCUAACUUGAAGCAUCAAGAAUUAUAA